Molecule: messenger RNA, 1934 nt
Organism: Cyclopterus lumpus (lumpfish)
Lineage: Eukaryota; Metazoa; Chordata; Actinopteri; Perciformes; Cyclopteridae
Product: interferon-induced protein with tetratricopeptide repeats 5-like
Biological process (GO): defense response to virus
Cellular component (GO): cytosol
Molecular function (GO): protein binding
Source: RefSeq, a predicted model, not a curated record
CUCGGGGUGUUUGUGAACAUUUAAAGCUGCGUGCUCAGCAACAUCUCGUUAUUCUACCUGCGAGCAUCAGGAGCAGGAACCAGCCGCACUAACUUAGAGAACUGACCGAGUUGAGGAAACAGCUGCAUGAUGAGUACUGCUCAGAGUAAAAAAAGUCUAGUGGCAAAACUGGAGGCCCUCCAGUGCCACUUCACCUGGAAUCUGGAGCCCAACAAGACCAAACUUUUACGUCUCAAUGACAAGCUGGUGGACAUUGGCACGGAGGAGGGAAACAGCUGGCUGGGUCACAUCUACAACCUGCAGGGGUUCAUUCAGUACAAGCUGGGCUCCACCGAAGACGCCCAGAAUUUCUUCAACAGGGCUGCGGAGGCCUUCCGCCAGAUGAGAAAAGCAGAUGACGGUCCCUGGUUAGUGGUGAACUACGGGAACCUGGCCUGGCUGCACUACCACCUGGGAGACCAGGCAGAGAGCGAGGCCUACCUGUCAAAGGUAGACGCCCUGAUGAAGAAAUACCCAUCACCAUCGCAGGACGAGCUCAAUGCAGAGACCUACGCUGAGAAAGCCUGGACCCUGAUGAAGUUCAGCACAGACAAAGAGCUGGUGGCAGAUUACUUCCAGAAAGCCAUCGAGAUGCAGCCGGACAUGGUGGAGUGGAACACCAGUUACGUCAUAGGGUUAGUGAGUGCCUUUAAGCACAGCGACACAGGGCUGCGGCUGACUCUGGAGAAGAUGAGAGUCGCCAAGGAACAGGAUCCAGAGAACCUGUACCUUGCUGCUUACUACCUUGAGCAAUGUGCAAAGAAAAGAGAAGACGUUAAAGAUGAAGCGCGUGAGUUGGCCGGAAAGGUUUUGAGAAAUCCCGUCAGCAGCUACAAUGGUAUGAAAGCGAUCCUAAGGGUUUACAGAAACUUCGUAUCUAUUGAUGAGGCCAUUGAUCUGGCAGAGGAGGCUCUGGAACACCAUCCAGAUGAGCGCUAUCUGAAGAGAUGCGCUGCACUCUGUCUAAAAUGGAAGAUCAUUUUUUUCAGAGACAGUGGCCCAAAGAAAUGCACGACAGACAGAGCAGUCAGUCUCCACGAGGAGGUGAUUUCUCUCUACCCUCAUUCUUCACUUGUAAAGAAAAUAGACCUCGCAAAUAUAUACGCAAAGUCCCAUGACGGCAUGGCUCAAGCUGAGCAGAUGUACCAGGACCUGCUAAGAAGGAGGGAUCUGGAACCUGCAGACAAACAGGUCCUCUACAACCACUACGCAAAAUAUUUAAACUUCGAUCGAGAGGAUCGCAACAAGUCGGCACAGUAUCACAUGAAGGCAGCAGCGAUACCGAUACAAUCCUUUUAUCGUGCGAACAGCAUCAAAGUUCUGGAGAAGAUCAAAAAUAGAAGCAGGAACCGUAGACAAAUUGAAACGUUUCUGGAAAACCUGCCAGAGCCAUAGUGUUUUUUCAUAGUUCUGGAAAAAAAAGGUAUUGCAUUACCUAAAAAAAAAUCUGAAAAUACUUAGACAUUGAUUAGUUGUAUCCUUUCAAAAGGCAGGUGUUUUUAUAUUUUUGUAGUCAACGGGUCUUUUAAAAAACAUCCACUGUGGACAUGUCUAAAUGUCAUUACCAUAACUAAAUAUUACUUGGUUUACUACAAUAGAUCUUGAUCAGAUGUUGUGUUUGUUAUAUUCCUGUUAUGUGUUUUUCUCCUCUUAGCACUGUAUUGUAAGGUCACGUAAGAGCAUUUAUACUUCUACCCCUAUCAGCAUAUGAAAUCUGCUUUGCUGCAUGUCAAAUAUGAAAUUCUCUCAUAAUGUAAUAGUCAAUUUGAUGCACCCUGUAAACUGUAUAUUACAGCCAAAUGCAACUGAGUGUAUGGAUAGAAAGUAUGUCAAGCUGUGUCUCAGUUGUACACAAGUGCCUACUAAUACUAUUAAAUAUAAAAUGUGUACACUAA